Aricia agestis (brown argus) is the source of this 3784-nucleotide messenger RNA. RefSeq names its product xanthine dehydrogenase/oxidase-like. Lineage: Eukaryota; Metazoa; Arthropoda; Insecta; Lepidoptera; Lycaenidae. The transcript is spliced from 17 exons. Bases 89 to 3784 code for a protein of 1231 amino acids. The record is from RefSeq and is a predicted model, not a curated record. Gene Ontology annotation, molecular function: oxidoreductase activity; 2 iron, 2 sulfur cluster binding; iron ion binding.
GAAACAUUCAGUUGGAAAUGAGGUAUCUUCAACCACAACUCUCCUGGACUACAUCCGUAAGGUGGCGAAUUUACGUGGAACUAAGUACAUGUGCAAGGAAGCCGGCUGUGGAGCCUGUAUAGUGAGUUACUCCAGACCAUCUGAUGAUGCAGCUUUUGGGAGACACAUUGUACAAGGAGUGAAUUCUUGUAUGGUGUCUAUAACUUCGUGCCAAGACUGGGAGAUCAGCACGAUUGAGGGCAUCGGGAACCGGCUGAAAGGAUACCACCCGCUGCAGGUCACCCUCGCCAAAGACAACGGCACGCAGUGCGGCUACUGCAGUCCUGGCUGGGUCAUGGCUAUGUACAGCUUACUAAAAACAAAACCUCGGACGAUGCUGGAUGUUGAAAGAGAUCUUUCUAGCAAUACCUGUAGAUGUACAGGUUACAGACCUAUUUUAGAAGCAUUUAAAAAAUUUGCUUCGGACGCUCCACCUAAUAAGCUGAUUGAUAUAGAAGAUUUAAGACUCUGCCACAAAGACAAUGAGCUAAGAAAAUGUGAAAGAAAAAUUGACAACACUGAUUGGUAUUUGGUAUCUGCAAAAGAAGUACCAAAUAAAAUGAUACGCCUGGAACUACACGAUCAUAGAACUUGGUAUAGGGUUGAAAUGAUAAACGACAUUUUCAAUAUAUUUAUAACAGAAGGAACUGAUUCUUACAUGUUGAUUAAUGGAAAUACUGGAAAAGGGGUAGUACCCAUUCUUGAGUAUCCAAGAUUGCUCAUAGACAUCUCUUGUGUAUGGGAACUUCAAGGUCAUUAUUUAGACCAGAAUCUGGUAAUUGGUGCUGGCACAACGCUGACUAAGGUUAUGGAAAUUUUUGAAGAUAUUAGUGAAGAUGAAUAUUUUUCGUACCUAAAAGUGCUGAAGGCGCACUUGGACGUUGUUGCUCAUAUACCUGUUAAAAACGUAGGAACAAUAGCUGGCAAUUUGAUGGUGAAACACCGUCACCCUGAAUUUCAAUCUGAUGUAUUUUUGUUAUUGACAACUGUGGGAGCAGAACUAACUAUAUUGUAUGCACCCGGACUUACGGAAGUGGUACCCAUGCAUAAGUUUCUCCAGUUGGAUAUGACAGGCAAAAUAUUAUUAAACGUCCUAUUCCCACCACUGAAUAGUCAAUAUAAAAUUUGGACACAUAAGAUAAUGCCUCGAUCACAAAACUCACACGCUUACGUAAACUGUGGAUUUUUAUAUAAGCUUGAUAAAGUAACAAAAGAGGUGUUAGAAUGUCGAAUUGCCUACGGUGGUCUAUCUCCUAAAUUCACAAGAGCAGCCAGAACAGAAAGUUUUGUUGUUGGUCGACGACUUUUUAGCAAUGAAACAUUACAAGGAGCAUUAUCUGUUUUGGACCAAGAACUGACCCUCUUUGUUGUUCCAAUGCCACCAAACCCAUCGGUUGAAUAUCGAAAAGAUGUUGCUUUAGCACUAUUUUAUAAAGGCAUUCUAGCAUUAGCUCCAAAAAAUGAAAUCAGUCCCUAUUAUGCAACUGGAGCAAUAAAAAUACACGAAUCAAGGCCAGUUUCAAAGGCACAGCAAGAUUUUGAUACCGACCCAGCGACAUAUCCAUUAAAUAAACCAAUACCUAAAUUGGAGGGCCUGCUUCAGUGUGCUGGUGAAGCGAAGUAUACGGAUGACGUACCUACAUUGCCCGGAGAAGUAUACGCAUGUUUCGUUUUAACUACAGUUCCAUUAGGUAAAAUAGUCAAAAUAGACCCCAGCAAAGCAUUGGAAAGACCAGGAGUGAUUGCAUUUUACUCUGCAGCUGAUAUACCUGGGAUUAACAGUUUUAUUCCCGUUAAUCCAAAAUACAUAGUACUCGUACAAAGGGAUGAAGAACUACUUUGUGAUGGAAAUGUUAAGUAUUUCAACCAACCUCUAGGUAUCAUUGUCGCAGAAACGGAGAAAUUGGCUGAAAUCGCCUCUAAAUUAGUACAUGUUACUUACACCGAUGUAAAAAAACCUGUGUUGGAUAUAAAGAUUGCCAAGAGAGAUCCUGCAAGAAAUACUUUAACUUUGAAUAUACCAGCUACCAGAGUAGGUCCAAAUGUUAACCGCAUUAUAACUGGUGAGAGAACAAUAUAUUCCCAGUAUCAUUUUUGUAUGGAAACAUUGGCUUGUGUUUCUCAUCCAACAGAAGAAGGAAUUAAGGUUUACGCUACUACCCAGUGGAUAGAUGGAAUUCAAGGCAUGACGUCAAGAGCAUUAAAAAUGGAUACAGGCAGGAUUGAUGUAAGUGUUCGAAGGCUCGGAGGUGGUUUUGGGUUGAAAAUUACUCGACCAACACAACAGGCUGUGGCAUGCAAUCUCGUGGUUUCUAAGCUAAAUAGGCCUUGCCGGUUUAUUCAGUCUAUGAGAACAAACAUGAGAGCUGUUGGUAAAAGACUACCAAAUUCUGUUGACUUUGAGGCAUCUGUCAGUGAUACAGGAGUUAUUCAAUAUAUUAAGUAUUCUAUUUACUCUGACAAUGGCUAUAUAUUCAAUGAAAAUUUCACGUCAUUGGGAAUGGACUUGUACUACAAUUGCUACGACCGAGGGCCUUGGAACUAUACUUCGUACAAUACUGUUACAGAUACAGCCUCCAAUACGUGGUGUCGCUCUCCUGGAGCCUUAGAAAAUGUUACAUCUACUGAAAUGAUUAUGGAACAAAUAGCAUAUGAAUUAGGAUUAGAUCCAUUGAACGUACGACUUGCUAACUUAGACAGAGUGAGACAUAACGCUAUCCAAGAAAUGACUGACUCCAUAAUGGCUAAAGCAGAAUAUAGAGAAAGAAGAAACAACGUGGAAAGAUUCAACAAAGAAAAUAGAUGGAAAAAACGAGGACUAAGAUUCACCUUCUUGAAGUGGUCUCCAUUUGGAACCCAGUACUAUGAUGUCAAUUUGAGUGUAUUUCAUGACGACGGUGCAGUUAUUAUAUCGCAUGGAGGAGUGGAAAUGGGACAGGGCGUAAAUACUAAAGCAGUGCAAAUAUGCGCGUACUAUUUGAAAAUUCCAGUUGAAAAAAUUCAAAUUAAACCAAACGAUACAUUGACCACACCAAAUGGUUUUGCAACUGGCGGUAGUCUUACUUCCCAGAAUGUAGGAAUUGGCGUUCAAAAAUGUUGUGAGGCACUAUUACAAAUAUUGGCUCCAGUGAGAGAAAAGUUGGAAAAUCCUACAUGGGAACAACUUAUUCAAGCUGCCUUUGCCGCUGAUUUGGAUUUACAGACACAUGCCCUAGUUAAUGCAAGUGAUCAAGAAUAUUCUGAUGUGUAUGGAGUAACAUUAUCUGAAGUAGAAAUUGAUGUUUUGACUGGAGAGCAUGAAAUCAAAAGAGUUGACUUAAUUGAAGACACUGGGCGAAGUUUGAAUCCUGAUAUUGAUGUUGGGCAGGUUGAAGGAGCAUUUAUCAUGGGAGUUGGUUACUGGACUUGCGAAGAAAUGGUAUAUGAUCCCCCAACAGGAGAGGUUCUCACUGACCGUACUUGGGACUAUCAUGUUCCACAAGCUAGAGAUAUCCCGGAGGACUUUAGAGUGUAUUUCAGAAAAGGAUCGUUUGGUACUCCGAAGGCACUUGGAGCUAAAGUCGUAGGCGAGCCAGCUACGUGUAUGGGCGUCGGUAUCGCUUUAGCUCUGAGAGAAGCUAUCACUGCAGCUAGGACUGACUCUGGCAUAUCCAGUAGAGUGUGGUAUGAUAUUGAUGGUCCUUACACCGUGGAAAAGAUAUAUUUGAACAGUGCUACAAAAAGAGAACAAUUCAAAUUAAACUAA